CAAAUAUACUGAAAAGUUCGCGUCCGUAAUCAAUAAAGUUAUCAUGGGGAAAUUGUUAUUGCUUAAUUUUCAGUGUUUUUUAAUUGCCACAUUGGUGUUGUUUGGUGCCGCUUUCCCUGUGAAUAAUACUGAAGAUGAUUUUGACUUUGAUACAAUGUUUCUCCCGCCGACCACAACACAGCGUGUAAUACAUCAGGACGUAAAAGGCCCAGACACUAGUGUAUGCGGCGUUCGCAGGAUGACUGAUCCGGACUCUUCAAUCAAUCCCAGCAGAGAGACCUUGUUUGGAGCCAAUCCCUGGGUGGUGGGAAUCUACAGCAAGGACACUGGCAAAUAUAUUGCCGCAGGGACUUUGAUCCGUUACGAUGCCCUUCUCACGUCUGCCCAAGCCCUUGCGGACAUUCCGCAGGAUCAGCUCCUUGUAGAGGCAGGCAACUGGGAUCGGCUAUCGGAGGUGGAGAGUCUGCCACACCUCAACCGCUCGGUGCGCAGCAUUGAUGUUAACGAGAAUUUGGUGGCGCUCGUUCAUCUGGAUACGCCUUUCUAUCCCACAUUACCCCACAUAGUUCCAGCCUGCCUGCCAAGGAAAUCGGAUGCGGCUUAUACAGAAAAGUCCUGUCAGACGGUCGGCUGGGGUCAGCCCAAGAUCAAUGGAUCCGCCUCAGAUAGAAUGUGGUUCAAGAAGUACUCAGUCAUGAGCCGGGAGGACUGCGACUAUUACUUAGGAGAAGACCCUAAUUUGGGUUACGGGAAGUUCUGUGCCACAGACGCUGAUAACAUGUUCAGUCCUCGUAAUAUCGGAGGAGGACUAUUUUGCGCUGAAAACGAAACCGUCAUAGCCGGAAUCGCCUUGUCGAGCGGAGGAUGGGAGCCGGAAAAUGAGGCUGUCCUCUUUGCUAGUGUGCCUCAUUACUUGGACUGGAUUCUAGACAAACUAUCACCUUACAAUGGGGCGGAAUUGCAAGUGGAAAUCAUUUAAUAUUCUAGUCAAACGGGAUCGUCUAAAUGAAACAAUAUUUGCAGACAUGGUAUAGUUUUAGGCUGUUUCCCGAGAAUACAAAUGUGCCAAAUAGUAGGCAACAUAUAUUAAGGUCUUUACUAGUUUAUUCUAAGAGCAUUGUGGAUUUAAAUGUGUUCAAAAACACUGUAUUGCAGACUUAUAAAAACAGGAUUCAAAA
Molecule: messenger RNA, 1178 nt
Organism: Drosophila kikkawai
Lineage: Eukaryota; Metazoa; Arthropoda; Insecta; Diptera; Drosophilidae
Product: phenoloxidase-activating factor 2-like
Biological process (GO): proteolysis
Molecular function (GO): serine-type endopeptidase activity
Source: RefSeq, a predicted model, not a curated record